Molecule: messenger RNA, 1583 nt
Organism: Contarinia nasturtii (swede midge)
Lineage: Eukaryota; Metazoa; Arthropoda; Insecta; Diptera; Cecidomyiidae
Exons: 11
Coding region: 1-1509 (502 amino acids)
Source: RefSeq, a predicted model, not a curated record
AUGACAGAUGAUUUAUUGGAUUCGUUCAGUAAAUCAACGCCAAAGGAAAAUAUGUACAAAUUAUUCGCCAUUGAAGAGACGAUCAACCGCGACAAAUCUGCUGUGGCAAUUCUAAAUGGAAUGUUACAAUACGCUCGAAAUGUAACCACGAUGGAAGCUCUCGAAAAUGAUAUGACACAAAUUCUUCAUGAGAAUGAAGUCGCGUCAAGGCGAUUGCGCAGCAAAAAAGCAGCUAUGGAUCAAGAUAUUAAAAGAAGUGACCAAAAUGGCGCAUCAACCGGAAAAUUGUUGACUCGCUCUGGAAUAAAUUUAAAGUAUACCGUUAAGGAAAAAUUGUAUGAUGUAAGGGAAAUGAUUGACAACCAUGUUGAAAAUAUACAUUCAAGUGUAACUGAAAACGUCAAGCAAACCAUUGGAUACAUUCAAAAAUGGCAGAAAAGCAAUGGGAAACUAAUGAAAAGAAAUGGAAAACAUAAAGUUAAAUUGGAUAAAUCGUUGGAUGGCGUAAAACGACUUUGGGAUCAAGUCACGUCGGCCGAACACACUGAUUUCGAUGUUGAUUAUGACAAGACUCUAUCGAAUAUUGAUUUCAAUGGAAUUCGUAUCACGAAAGGCGAAGAGAUUGCUGUAGAGAGCUCACCGAAACCCAAAGUAAUCGUUGACACGAAUAUAGAUCGUUUCAAACGGCAGAAUACGGAAAAAUUUAUGGUCGAAGUUGAUAUUGAUGGUCCGCCGAAAAAGAGCGAAAAACAAAAUGACGAUGACGAAGAUAACGAAAUUGAUGGUGGUGAUAAGGACGACGGUAACAAAGGCGAAGAAGGCGACGAAGAUUUCAGCGGAAGUUCGGACUUUUCUGAAGAACCAGGUGGUCUUGUUGGCUUAAUUACAAACUUGAGCGGGGGUGAUGAAGGGUCAGACUUUAAUGCUAUCAUAGGUGCAAUCUCUCAAGUUUUGUCAAAUCUGCUUGGUCCCGGUGGUUUGGAUGUACCUGUGGUGGUCACAAGUGGAACGGCAUUACUCGCAAGUCUCCUCGCGGGCGAUGACAAUUUUGGGAAAUUUCUAGGGAACAUCGUAGGUUUGGCGAUCGAGGGUUUCUCCCAGGGAGGAGCGGCGAACAAUGGACAAUUUUUUGGACAAUUUCUCGGAAAAUUCAUAUCAGUUUUAAGUGCGGAUCCGGAAGAUCUCGACAAUGGCCCAUUGCAACCAGAUGUGUUCAUAAAAAAUGUGUUUGAUGGAAUUGGCAAAGGUUCAGCUAAAGAUGCAGUCGAGGGUGAUGAAAAUAAACCCGAUCAAGAUGAUGGCAAGGGCUCCGAUUCGGCUAAAUUCGUAAGUGGUUUGGUGUCGGGUAUUAUAGGAAUCAUUACAAAAGCAUCAGUAGGAUCGUCGGCUGGUUCGUCACAAGGAUCGGUGCAAGGAGUGACUGGUGUCUUAGGUGGUUCAUCGUCGGGAUCAUCAGGCACAUCAUCUGGAACAUCAUCAAAAGACGAUGAGGGAAAGGGACAAAGAUGAAAAAAAAAAUGUACAACAGUAGCAGUCAAAGUGACUAUUUUCAACCGUUUAUUUCCAAGUUAAAAUUUAAAUAA